Messenger RNA from Trematosphaeria pertusa, 2012 nucleotides. RefSeq lists its product as uncharacterized. Lineage: Eukaryota; Fungi; Ascomycota; Dothideomycetes; Pleosporales; Trematosphaeriaceae. The record is from RefSeq and is a predicted model, not a curated record. Gene Ontology annotation, biological process: DNA-templated transcription. Gene Ontology annotation, molecular function: DNA binding; zinc ion binding. Bases 102 to 1748 code for a protein of 548 amino acids. The transcript is spliced from 5 exons.
ACAUCGAUGGCAUCAAACUUCUUUUACAGGGUCUUCACGUGUCCCUAGAUGAAGAACAGCAUGCAGCUAGCCCCCUUUUGCAACUCAAUCGAGCUCGUUCGAUGAAACUACCUGGUGAACAUCAAUCCGUCUCUGCAUACGAAGGUGAAACACUGUGGAAUCAUUCGGCUCAUAUCGUCGAUUUUGUCAAAGCUGUCGUCGAAGAUAGAGUUCUAAGAAAUGACGGGCCUGAAGCGAGCGAAAUGGUUUCAUCAUUGAGAAACCUUGUCCAGGCUUUGGAAGGGCCUGCUUCCGUGCGAGGCCCAACUCCGGAUUCCGGCCUCGCGAAAGAUCUGGCCAAUCCUCCCAUGCCUCCUUUGGAGGCUGUAGUCGCGGUACUGCGAUGGGCUAAGGAUCACGAGUCGAAUACCAGAAUUGACUGGAUAUCCAGGAUUCUACCUCUACAAAAGUUCACCGACAUCUGUCAAAAGGUCUACUUUGCCGUUGACGAUUACACGGAGGUCGACUUCAUCCUAGCCAACGGUUACCUAUCCUACGUAUUCUUUGAGCACGUCGUUGUAUCUGGGCGUCGAGACUACGGCGAAUACUGCAGACUCUGUCGCAAGAACCUCCAUAGCGCUCUUUCGCGGCUCCCGCUUCUCUUACCCGCCUCUAUGGAGGUCGUUGCUGCUUUGACGCUUGGGACUUACAACGCGAUUGAAAACUCUCAAGGUACAACGGCCUGGACUUUCAUCUCGGCUGCCGCGAAUCUUUGCCAGACGCUGGGAUAUCACCGCCUCCGCUCCUCAGGAGAGAACGACCGGCCUCUACGAGCUGCUCAGGAGCGUCUCUUUUGGAGUAUGUACAAGAUGGAGAGAGGGCUGUCGCAUAGACUCGGCCGAUCGUCUAACAUCCACGAUGCUGAGAUUACGUUACCGGUUGGCUACCCAGGAGAGUCACGGCAGGUCAGGCUUGCGAGGAUCCAGGGGAAGGUCUACGAUCAACUCUACAGCCCGACCGGCUUAUCGAGACCGGGUGAUGAACGCGGACAUAUCGCUGGGGCGCUCGCUGGAGAGCUGCGAGCACUGAUCCACGAAUUGAACGGCGAGAUUUCAGAUGCCAUCAACCACCCCGGCGACGUCGCAACGGAUCCGAUGCGAGUCGUGUAUCUGCGGUGCGACCUGAUUUGCGAAUCUUCGUUGCUCUGCUUGAUACUUAGGGCCAUUCCAAUGGCUGCGAACUCCCUAGGCGGCGUUUUGGACGAGUGUGUUGCGGCUGCUCGCGAUGCUUUGGACAUACACGAUCAGUGUAUGAGGGAUGUACGGGCCUGCAAGAAUGACUCGUUCAUGGUGACGAGAUAUAUUAAUUGGGCGAUUCUGCACUGCCCCUUCGUCCCGUUCAGCAUCCUGUUUACCCGCGCCGUCCAGGUUCUAGAUGCCACCGACCUAGCCCGUCUAGAUCGCUUCGCAGCCUCGCUGCAGCCUGACGAGUCUGCUUCGCCAGAGUCUUCGAUCACACACCCAUACCGACUGUAUGAGCUACUCUGCCAGGCUGGGCGGCUCUACUUCGAUUCCAACGCUACGUCUUCGCUCACCGCAGACCCAACCUUGCUCUACAAUCUACCAGAUUCCUUGGGCGAGUUGGACUUCGGGAUGGAGGUAGGGACCGGGAUAUUGGAUGUGGGUGGGGUUCAAGGGAGCGAGCUGAGUGAUUGGUAUUACGGGAAUCAGCAGAUUAUGAGCUUGCUGGAUGAGAAUGCGAUGUUUUGAAAGCGACGCUGCUAUUGCUGCAAAGGAUGCUCGGGUGCUCGAAGAUGGCGGUUGAUGAUUGCUUGGGACGGAAGCCCGGGACGUCAAAAGAAAGUCAGAGCGCUGCCGAGUCCAUCGUGCAUGACGGAGGGCGAUCAGCCGCUAGCUCCAAGACAUGAAGUAAGGUGUGCAGGCGCUGUUUGCGGGUGAUUGGAGCUUCAUGGUGGUGGCGGAGCAGAGUGCCAAUUUACUGGCAGGGCUGCUGUUGCGGAACGCGGGGCAGGC